This is a messenger RNA of Schistocerca serialis cubense, 520 nucleotides long. RefSeq lists its product as uncharacterized. The transcript has 3 exons. The record is from RefSeq and is a predicted model, not a curated record. Lineage: Eukaryota; Metazoa; Arthropoda; Insecta; Orthoptera; Acrididae. Gene Ontology annotation, biological process: regulation of synaptic transmission, cholinergic; positive regulation of voltage-gated potassium channel activity; sleep. Bases 23 to 397 code for a protein of 124 amino acids.
GAGAGACAGAAGCAGUGCCGCCAUGGCCCGCUGCCAGACACUGCCGCUGCUCCUCGCACUGGCCGCCUGCGUCCGCUUCCUGCCGGGCGGAGCGGCGCUGCGGUGCUACCACUGCUACUCCAGCGAGGACCCCGCCUGUGGCGACCCGUUCCUUCCCGGCGGCGUUCCUCUCGUCGACUGUUCGCACCCUCAACAGAUGUGCGCCAAGAUUACCUACUACGCAGAGUCGCGCGACUGGGUGGAGAGACGGUGCGCCUUCAUGGGGGGCUCCGGGGCGUGGCGCAGUGGCCACGUGUACACGUGCGGCGAAGACGGUUGCAACGUGGCAGGCCGCGCCGCUGGGCAGGCUCUGCUGCUGCUGUUGCUUCUGCUGAUGGUGGCAGUCAGUGCCUGGUGACCGCAUCAACGAUGCUGCACAGACCACAUCAACGAUGCUGCACAGACCACAUCAACGAUGCUGCACAGACCACAUCAACGAUGCUGCACAGACCUCAUCAACGAUGCUGCACAGACCACUACU